This is a messenger RNA of Theobroma umbraticum, 2577 nucleotides long. RefSeq names its product glutamate receptor 1.2-like. Lineage: Eukaryota; Viridiplantae; Streptophyta; Magnoliopsida; Malvales; Malvaceae. Gene Ontology annotation, cellular component: membrane. The record is from RefSeq and is a predicted model, not a curated record. Gene Ontology annotation, molecular function: ligand-gated monoatomic ion channel activity.
AUGGAGAUGAAGAGGAAGAACCGAAUUUUGCUAUUACUUGUCAUCAUCAAUUUAACCAGCUGUCUUGGCAAGUUGAGUGCCAAACCAGUACUUACUAACAAGACAGAAAAUGAAAUGGUUAAUGAGGUUCAUGUUGGAGUCAUCCUCGACAUGGGGUCGUUGGAGGGAAAAAUUCUUCAAAGUUGCAUUUCCAUGGCAAUUUCUGAUUUUUACGGCGUGCACGGUCACUAUAAAACGAGGCUAGUUCUCCACACAAGGGACUCCAAAGGAGAAACUCUCAACGCUCUUUCAGCUGCUGUUAAUCUUUUGGAGCACAACAAAGUAGGAGUGAUCCUUGGUGCGCAAACAUCAACAGAAGCGAAGGUUUUGGCUGAGUUGGGAAAAAAGAAUAAGGUCCCAGUGGUUUCUUUUCAUCCACCAAGUUCUCCAUCCUUAAUCAACUAUCCUUACUUUGUUGAAAUCGCACAAGACGAAAGGUCACAAGUUAAAAGCAUUGCUUCCGUCGUUGAAGCCUUCAAGUGGAGGAAUGUCAUCCUUGUCUACGAGGACAACUACGAUUGGAAAGAUCUCACUCCCUAUAUUGUUGACUACUUGCAAGACAAGGAAGUGCACAUUGUGCGCAAGACAGCCAUUGCCAUGGCUUAUGAAAAUGAUCAAAUCAUUGAAAAGCUUCAUGAGCUCAUGGCAUUGCGAACUUCAGUCUUUGUUGUGCAUAUGUCUUAUUCUCUUGUUACUCGUCUGUUCUUGAAUGCAAAAAAGGUUGGAAUGAUAAGUGAAGGAUAUGCUUGGAUUUUGACGGCAAAGAGCAUGAAUCUUUUACACUUCAAAGAUUUGUCAGUCUUGGAGUCGAUGCAAGGAGUGGUUGGUUUCAAGUACUAUGUUCCAGAGUCAGGGGAGCUGCAGAAUUUUACCUCGAGAUGGAGAAGAACAUUCUUUGCUGAGGAACCUGAAAUGGAAGCGAUUGAGUCAAGUGUAUUGGCUAUGAGGGCAUAUGAUGUUGCCUGGUGUCUAGCAAAAGCAGCAGAGAGGGUACGGAAAAAAAUCCCUCUGAACAGAAGUCCUACUCGAUUGAACUUGAAGGAUUUACAUAGCAUGAGAACAUCUGUUCAAGGUUCAACAUUUCUCAAGGAGAUCCUGCAUAGUAAGUUCAAGGGUUUAAGCGGUGAAUUUCAAUUCAGUAAAGGGAAACUAGUCUCGAAUACACUUGAGAUAGUUAAUGUGAUAGGAACAGUGAGGAGAAGAGUCGGAUAUUGGAUUUCUGAUGGUAAAAUAACAAAACAAUUGCACUCCAGCACCGAUCGCAGAUACUUAUUGCCAUCCUCCGGUGAUCAUCAGUUUGAAGCCAUUACAUGGCCUGGUGGAUCUGCAUCAAUUCCUAGAGGUUGGACAGGGAGUUGGAAAAAACUAAAAGUCGGUGUUCUACAAAAUGCUGGAUUUCCAGAAUUUGUGAAGGUACAUCAUGAUCCUCAAACCAACAUGACAACUGCGACUGGCUUCUGCAUAGAUGUCUUCAAGGCUGCCCUCGAGGCUUUAGAAUAUGAAGUAGAGUAUGAGUUUAUACCAUUUAAGAAGGACAGCGAAGAACUGGCCGGAGCUUACGAUGAUCUUAUUUACCAGGUCUAUCUUCAGAAAUAUGAUGCUGCUGUCGGGGAUAUAACCAUUACGCCGAACAGAUCUCUAUAUGUUGAUUUUACAUUACCAUACACCGAUUUAGGCGUGGGAAUGAUAGCCCCAAAAGACGUCAAAAACAUAUGGAUAUUUUUGAGGCCACUGACAGCAGAUCUUUGGCUAUCAAUUGCUGGCCUUUUUAUCUUCAUCGGCUUUGUUGUUUGGCUGAUUGAACGCCCUAUUAAUAAAGAAUUCCAAGGCCCGAUGUCACAUCAAAUUGGAAUGAUAUUUUGGUUCUCUUUCUCAACUCUCGUCUUCGCACAUAGGGAAAAGCUACUAAGCAACCUGUCAAGAUUCGUAGUCUCUGUUUGGGUGUUCGUAGUGCUCAUAUUGACUUCCAGCUACACUGCAACUUUGACAUCAAUGAUGACAGUUAAACAGAUUCGACUAAACUCAGAAAAGAAUUACAUAGGAUACCAGAACAAUUCACUCAUGCCUGGAGUUAUCAGCAAUCUGAAUUUUGAUAGUUAUAGCCUUCACUCACUUAAUUCACCUGAAGCAUACGCUGAUGCUUUAUCAAAAGGAAGCAAGAGUGGUGGGGUCUCUGCUGUCAUUGAUGAGAUACCGUACAUAAAGAUUUUCCUUGCCAAAUUUUCCCAGGAUUUUUCACUGAUUGGAUCCAGGACUACCACCCGUGGUUUUGGCUUUGCUUUCCCUCAAGGCUCGCAACUGGCUCGUGACAUAUCGACGGAAAUUGCGAGAAUGAGACAUGAAGGGAAGCUUAUUAUGCUGGAAGAUGCAUGGUUCACAAGUCAAGCAACUUUUACAUGGGAAGACAGUUCAGACAGUGGGAGCCCUCUUACCACUGAUAGCUUUCGUGGUUUAUUCCUCGUCAGCGGAACGUGCUCCUGUUUAGCGUUAUUCAUGUUUCUUGUGUUCGGUCUUUACAAGAAAUAUAGGGUAAAAUAG